Oppiella nova is the source of this 1571-nucleotide messenger RNA. NCBI's taxonomy places the organism in Eukaryota, Metazoa, Arthropoda, Arachnida, Sarcoptiformes, Oppiidae. The record is from the annotation of a GenBank genome assembly.
AACUAAACACAAUAAUGCUAUUCUUGUGUUUAAGUGUUUUGCUAAGCGUCCGGUGCUUUGGUAUCAGUGCCGAGACAGUAGACGUUAAGACCAGCUCCGGUACUGUAAGGGGACAGACUAUUGUCGAACUCGACAAAAAACUCAACCAAUUCUAUGGCAUACCAUUCGCUGAGCCACCGGUCGGUGCCCUGAGAUUUGCCAAACCAAUGCCUAUUACAAAGCCUUCACCGGCUAUCAUCGAUGCGACCAAAAAGAAGACCUCCUGUUUGGGUGGCGAUGAGCCGGCGUCUGAAAACUGUCUAUACGUCAACAUAUGGGCGCCCCAUAACACCACACAAUUAAAAGCAGUUAUGUUUUGGAUAUACGGCGGGGGUUUCAGAGGGGGCUCUAUAUUCUCGGACAUGUAUAACGGCAAGUCGUUGGCCUCCUAUGAUGUCGUGUAUGUGGCCGUGGAUUACAGGAUGGGUUCAUUGGGUUUUAUAUACGGUGGCGAUGAUAAUAUGGCACCGGGCAAUCUGGGACUACUUGACCAAAUUGAGGGACUUAAAUGGGUACAGGAAAACAUCCACGCGUUCGGAGGUGAUAAGGAUAGGGUAACGAUAUUCGGUGAGAGCGCCGGUAGUAUCGCCGCAUCGGCUCUGGUAUUAUCUCCACUGGCGAAAGGGCUGUUUGCGAGGGCUAUACUAGAGUCAGGCGCUCAGCUCUAUAGCUGGAAGAGCCUGACACCCGAUCAGGUCUACUAUACGAGGGAACAGGCAUUAGCCGAGGCCAAGGAAAUGGGCAAACAUUUCAAGUGUACGGACGAUAAGACGUGGUUAGAGUGCCUGCGAAAGGUUGACGCGAAUGAGAUCCACGACUACGGGGCUCUCACUGUCGGUGCAAUGGUUGGCAACGCCUUUAUGCCACUCAAUGCUCAGGAGGCCUUCAAACAGGGAAAGUAUAAUACAGACGUGGAUCUGAUCGCUGGUAUUGUCCGCAAUGAGGGCUCACUUCUUGCGGACCAACUCAAAGGCAAUGCAACCGAACAGACGUUUAUUAAUGAAGUUAAGAGUCUUAUAAAAGAUCCCGAUUUGGAGGCAAUUAAAGAGUUUUAUCUCAAAGACAUCAAACCCGGCAACCAAUCAGCCUAUCGAUGGGCUUAUUAUGAUUUUUACGGUGAUAUCAAUUUGAAGUGCAAUACAUAUCUGUUUGCCAAACAAGUGGCCAAACACUCGACCACAAGGAAUGUCUACUUCUAUGAACUCACGUAUCAAAGUGGCGGACAUUUGUAUGGUUGCGAUGAAAAGACAAUGGGUAUAUGCCAUGGAUCUGAUCUCGAGUUCGUAUUCUUCAGGACCGGUUCCAAUCCUAAGCUCGACAUACCUUUCAGUAAGGAAUGGAUGAGUUAUUGGACUAAUUUUGCCAAAACUGGUGUUCCCACGACUGACACCAAAUGGCCUAAACUUGUGAACAAAGCCGAAGAAUACAAGAUAUCGAGGGUUAAGGACAUGAAUCCACACGACUUCAGCAAAACACUUGUCGAUCCCUUUAAGAAGAUUUGCGACGAGUUUUGGGGAAAAUAUUUUGAAUAA